AAGGUGGAGUGCAAACUGAAACACAGCUGGGUUCGAGGUUCGUCUGGACUUUUUUUUUUCCCCUUCUCUCCCUCCUGGUUGUCGUCUGACUUUAUCGGCUGUGUCUGUCUGUACGAGGUGGACAAAAUCGGACGGGGAGAGAAGGGAGUGGAAACAACCGGAAUGAAAGAAGAAUUAAAGGGGAGAAAAAGAGGAGUGAAUUAGCGAACGACAAGCAGACAGAAGCCCCGUUUGCUGGGAGGCAAAAGAAGUGGAGAAAAGCGGAUCUUUGACCACUCGGGCAUGGCAGAUGCGGAUCUGGACUUCCAGACAGGUGAUGCCGGGGCAUCUGUCACGUAUCCCAUGCAGUGCUCUUCACUGCGCAAAAAUGGCUUUGUGGUCCUGAAACAGCGACCUUGCAAGAUCGUUGAGAUGUCCACCUCCAAGACUGGCAAGCACGGUCACGCUAAGGUCCACUUGGUCGGCAUAGACAUCUUCUCUGGUAAGAAGUAUGAAGAUAUUUGUCCUUCCACCCAUAACAUGGAUGUCCCCAACAUUAAGAGAAUGGACUACCAGGUGAUCGGGAUCCAAGAUGGCUACCUGUCUCUGCUCCAGGACAGUGGGGAGUUGAGAGAGGACCUGAAGGUUCCAGAGGGCGACCUGGGCAAAGAAAUAGAGAGCAAAUAUGAAAGCGGGGAGGAGAUUCUGGUCACCGUUCUGUGCGCAAUGAAUGAAGAAGCCGCAAUUGGUAUCAAAACCCUUAGUAAAUAAGCCGCUGCAGGGGCAAACGGGACGCACUGGACCCGGGGAAAAGGAGGGGGAUAUUGCCUCAUCAGUCUUUUUUUUUUUUUUUAUAAAUACUUUCGCUGUUUGUUACACCCUUGUUUGGGUUCAUAUAGGACUUGAAUCAAUUGGAGAAGCCAAACACUCAACUUUUUUGUUUCCUUUUUUCUAUGUACAUGUAAUACCACCUGGCUCUGGCUGUACAGAUGUUUAAAAAAAAAAAAAAAAAAAAAAAAAAAAAAAAGCCGCAUAGGGGAAAGCUGAAGAAACAUUAAUCUUCAAGUAGGUCUGCUUAUAUUUCAUAGUUAUAUACCAUUAUGUGAAAGGUGGCGACUUAAGAUGCUUUUUCCCCCCUCUUUUAUUAAGGGCUUGAACUCUAAAUGUUCAGUUGAGGUUUGUUCAGGUUGUUUACGUUACGUUCAGCACAGAAGCGUGUCACACGGACUCAAGCACUCAUUUUAGUCUCCUGUGUGAUUUUAGUUUUGUAGUUUAUCUGAACAAGCUCCUCCUUCAAUUUAUUUUGAUGCCACACUUGCCACAUAAAACCUGUCUAUAAACCAUAACGAUUCAGUUUGUCUUAAUGCCACCAACCCCUUGACAUUACAGCAUGUACAUAGUCUCUUCCGCUCUUCCCCCUCUUCAGAUCCUGUGGCAGAGCCUCGUCACGGGCCUCCACAGCCAUUUGGUCAAGGAGUAUUUGGUCUACCUGAAACCACUGCUCCCCGAUUCAGAAGGCAGUUUGGUUUUCUUGCAUUGGUGUUCAGACAGCAGGUCUAAACUGUGCAGGAUAUCUCCCUGGUCAGAAAUAAAGAUUGACAAACAGCUG
Messenger RNA from Thalassophryne amazonica, 1588 nucleotides. Its product is annotated as eukaryotic translation initiation factor 5A-1. Gene Ontology annotation, biological process: positive regulation of translational termination; positive regulation of translational elongation. Gene Ontology annotation, molecular function: ribosome binding; RNA binding; translation elongation factor activity. The record is from RefSeq and is a predicted model, not a curated record. Lineage: Eukaryota; Metazoa; Chordata; Actinopteri; Batrachoidiformes; Batrachoididae. The coding region runs from base 283 to 750 and encodes 155 amino acids. The transcript is spliced from 6 exons.